Vicia villosa (hairy vetch) is the source of this 1494-nucleotide messenger RNA. Its product is annotated as PR5-like receptor kinase. Gene Ontology annotation, molecular function: protein kinase activity; ATP binding. Gene Ontology annotation, biological process: protein phosphorylation. Bases 1 to 1185 code for a protein of 394 amino acids. The transcript has a single exon. The record is from RefSeq and is a predicted model, not a curated record. Lineage: Eukaryota; Viridiplantae; Streptophyta; Magnoliopsida; Fabales; Fabaceae.
AUGCACUUGAUUAUUAAUUACUUGAUAAAUUAUGCAGUUGCAUCUUCUACUGGAGUACUUGGAGUUCUAGCUUUGUUGGCUUGGUUCUUGAGAAGGCGUUUUAUCAGCAACAAAAACUCACCAUACCAAAUAAUUGAGUUGUUUCUGAAAAACCAUGGUCAUCUAGCAGCUAAAAGAUACACUUACACACAAAUAAUAAAAGCAACCAAUUCAUUCAAAAACAAACUAGGUCAAGGAGGAUACGGCAGUGUAUACAAAGGAAAAUUACAAGAUGGAAGUCUCGUGGCAGUAAAGAUAUUAAGUGAAUCCAAUGGUAACGGUGAAGAAUUCAUCAAUGAGGUUGCUAGUAUUAGUGUCACUUCUCAUGUUAAUAUCGUUAGUUUAUUGGGAUUCUGUUUAGAAGGUUCGAAAAGAGCUUUGAUAUAUGACUACAUGCCUAACGGAUCACUAGAAAAGUUCAUAAAUGAAGACAAAGAUCCACUAAAGCUAAGUUUUCCAUUGAGUUGCAAUACUAUCUACAAUAUUGCAAUAGGCGUUGCUCGAGGAUUAGAGUAUUUGCACAAGGGUUGCAAUACUAAAAUCUUGCACUUUGAUAUAAAACCUCAUAAUAUAUUACUAGAUGGUGAUUUUUGUCCUAAAAUUUCAGAUUUUGGACUUGCAAAAGUAUGUCCAAGAAAAGAAAGUAUCAUAUCUUUAUUAGGUGCCAGAGGUACUGCAGGAUACAUUGCUCCCGAAGUGUUUUCUAGGAAUUUCGGCUCCGUUUCUCACAAGGCUGAUGUAUAUAGCUAUGGAAUGAUGGUUUUAGAAAUGGUUGGGGGAAAACAAAAUAACAAUAUUGUUGAUGUUGAAAGUUCGAGUGAAAUUUAUUUUCCACAUUGGAUUUACAAGCGCCUUGAACAAAAUCAAGUACCUGGACUGCGGAGCUUUAAUAAUGAAUUUGAUAAAAAGAUUGUUCAAAAGAUGGUUAUAGUAAGUUUAUGGUGCAUCCAAACUGAUCCAUCCCAUAGGCCUGCAAUGAGUAAAGUGGUAGAAAUGAUGGAAGGUAGCUUGGAAUCUUUGCAAAUAGCACCAAAACCUUUUUUGUCUUCACCUCCCAGGUUAGACCUACAAAAUCUUCAGAUUAUAAUACUUUCACAUCUCAAGAUUCGUAUCCUUCAGGUAUAUUCUACUAAUGAUUUCUGUUAGCACAAUUAUUAUCAUUCCUAUUUACAAACUAAAUAAACAGCUAGUUUUCCAUUGCAGGCACACUCCAUACCAAUGAUUGCAAACCUCUCUAGUCAUUCCACCUUGGCAGAGCUAGUGAGAAACCAAUAUUCUAAGAAGAUAACGAAACAAUAUUGUUGUCAAAUGCAAGGCUUGGGGAGGAAAAGUAUAGUACAUGUUGAAAUUUAAUUAGGAUUCUGAUAUUGUCAUAAUUAUUGUAUUGAUUAGACAACUCCUUGUGACCAAGCAAACAAUACAAUAUAUUCCUCUCACACAUUUGCUAAAAUAUAA